Myiozetetes cayanensis is the source of this 3827-nucleotide messenger RNA. RefSeq names its product protein inhibitor of activated STAT 2 (gene PIAS2). NCBI's taxonomy places the organism in Eukaryota, Metazoa, Chordata, Aves, Passeriformes, Tyrannidae. The transcript is spliced from 14 exons. The record is from RefSeq and is a predicted model, not a curated record. The coding region runs from base 133 to 2007 and encodes 624 amino acids. Gene Ontology annotation, biological process: regulation of transcription by RNA polymerase II; protein sumoylation. Gene Ontology annotation, molecular function: transcription coregulator activity; SUMO ligase activity; zinc ion binding.
GCGCGCACCGGGUGCACGAUGAUGGUGGCGCCGGCGCCCGGCGGUGGCGGGUAGAAAAUGGCGGAUUUCGAGGAGCUGCGGGUGAGGGGAAAGCAGGGGGCCACAGGCGGCGGCGGCGGCGGCGGGUAGAAAAUGGCGGAUUUCGCGGAGCUGCGGAAUAUGGUAUCAAGUUUUCGUGUUUCUGAACUGCAAGUGUUGCUGGGGUUUGCUGGACGUAACAAAAGUGGGCGCAAACAUGACCUCCUGAUGAGGGCUCUGCACUUAGUGAAGAGCGGCUGCAGCCCGGCAGUUCAGAUCAAAAUCCGAGAGCUCUACAGGCGUCGGUACCCAAGGACGAUCGAGGGACUUUCAGAUUUAUCGGCAAUAACACCUGCGGCUUUCAACCUGGACAGUAGUUCCUCUCCUGUGGAGCCUGAUCUGGCUGUUUCUGGCAUUCACUCACUCCCUUCUACUUCGGUCACACCUCAGUCUCCUUCUCCGCCUGUCAGGUCCGUGCUACUCCAAGAGACUAAGUCCCACUUUGAGAUGCAGCAGGCAUCCCCUCCAAUCCCACCCGUUCAUCCCGAUGUCCAGCUGAAAAGCUUACCUUUCUACGAUGUGCUUGAUGUGCUCAUAAAGCCCACGAGUCUAGUACAGAGCAGUAUUCAGCGGUUCCAAGAGAAGUUUUUUAUCUUUGCUUUAACACCUCAGCAAGUCAGAGAAAUCUGUAUUUCCAGGGACUUCUUGCCCGGAGGCAGGAGAGACUACACAGUCCAAGUUCAGCUAAGGUUGUGCCUAGCAGAGACAAGCUGCCCUCAAGAAGAUAAUUAUCCUAAUAGUUUGUGUAUUAAAGUAAAUGGGAAGCUGUUUCCAUUGCCAGGAUAUGCUCCACCACCAAAAAAUGGAAUUGAACAGAAGCGACCUGGCCGUCCCUUGAAUAUCACAUCUCUAGUUAGGCUGUCAUCAGCAGUGCCAAACCAGAUUUCCAUUUCCUGGGCUUCUGAAAUUGGAAAGAGUUACUCCAUGUCUGUGUAUCUUGUCCGUCAGCUCACGUCAGCUAUGCUUUUGCAGAGGUUAAAGCUGAAAGGUAUCAGAAACCCCGACCAUUCCAGAGCACUAAUUAAAGAAAAGCUAACUGCAGAUCCAGAUAGUGAGAUUGCCACAACCAGUCUGCGGGUAUCUCUGAUGUGUCCUCUGGGAAAAAUGAGACUGACAAUCCCCUGCCGGGCUGUGACUUGCACACACCUGCAAUGUUUUGAUGCUGCUCUUUAUCUUCAAAUGAAUGAAAAGAAGCCUACCUGGAUCUGCCCUGUCUGUGACAAAAAGGCAGCUUACGAGAGCCUAAUACUAGAUGGGCUCUUUAUGGAAAUCCUUAAUGAAUGUUCAGAUGUGGAUGAGAUCAAAUUCCAAGAAGAUGGCUCCUGGUGCCCCAUGAGGCCAAAGAAAGAAGCUGUGAAAGUCUCAAGUUCUCAGUGCACCAAAAUAGAAAGUUCCAGUGUUGUUAGCAAACCCUGUUCUGUGACAGUGGCCAGUGAGGCUAGCAAGAAGAAAGUUGACAUUAUCGACCUGACAACAGAAAGCUCUUCUGAUGAAGAGGAAGAUCCUCCUGUCAAAAGGAAGUGCAUAUACAUGUCUGAAAUACAUGGGAGCCCAACCAAAGGGGUUCUCAUGUACCAGCCAUCCACUGCCAGAGUGCCCAGCGUGACGACUGUCGAUGCUGCUGCUAUUCCUCCUUCACUAACAGAGUACCCAGUACCAUUCCAUCACCCACCAAUAUCCAGUAUUUCAUCAGACUUGCCAGGUCUGGAUUUUCUUUCGUUAAUCCCAGUUGAUUCGCAGCAGUACUGUCCUCCUAUGUUUUUGGAUAGUCUCACCUCAACCUUAACAAGCAGCACGCCUGGCAGCAUCAUCACCUCAACCAGCCAGCAGGAGAGCAGCACGCUCGUUAGCUCCUCGGGCAGGGCCGAGGCCGGGGUGAUAACCAGCAGCAGCGGCGGCAGCGCUCCUGACAUCAUCUCCCUGGACUGACACUCGGGGCAGCACCACGGGACUCCCGCAGGCAUUGCACAGAGCCGCAGCUCCUCCCUCUGGAGCUCCGGCGUCAUCACCCCGGAGGUCAUCCUGGUAUUUAUUUCGAAAGGAUUUCCCUUCUGGAAAGUGGGGUUUAAUUUGUUGAUGCCAGGAAAAAAAAAAAAAAAAAAAAAAUGAAGCGAUAGGUUGGUUGGUUUAUUCCCCCUCCCCACCUCCCCCGCCCCGCUCACUAAGUAGCUGGUGUAGGAAGGGCCCUUGGAGAACAUGUGUUUUUGCUUUUGGUUCGUUCUGGGAACACUGCCUUUUUGUUGCUAGGUGGAUUCCAUAAAUGUUUUCUAAUUUUGUUGUAAGAAACAGCAAUAAUGUAAAAACGAAUAAGGUUGGUUGUUUUGGGUUGUUUUUUUUUAAUAAAUAGAGGAACUUAAUCAUUCUAGAACAACAACCAGGACAAAGGUGCAGAAGUGUAUGAGUUAGUGAAUUCUUAAUAUUUUCACUGGGGCCUGUAAUAAACUUCAUUAAGACAAUGAAGCUUUGAAAUAGCCAUGAUGUGUUGUUUGUCUUGUUCCCCACCUCCCCCUUACCUGGGGAUAUAUAGGAAACCUCUGUAAAUGGGAUUGUUUGGGGGGGUUUUUUCCCAAUUUCAUGUUUUUCUCAAAUGCAACAAGAUCCUAGGCUGUGACUUCUUCCUCUUUUAUGUUCUUUGGGCUGGGAAGGGGACAGACUAUCUAUGCAAACCCUGCAUCACACAGUCUCUAUGUUGCCAUGUCAGAAUCAGGACACAUCCCCACCACCAAAAACUCCAGCUAUAACAGUUGAGAGUACAGUUGCUUUCUGUGCCAGCUGUAAGGAGACAAAAAUGGGAAUUACCUUCUCAAGUGCAGAUGUAUUUGCAAGGAUUUCUUGCUCAUGGUUUGUGUCACCUCAGUAACUUCUGUAUCCCGCACGGGAAUACUUCCCGUGGGCUGUGGGGGAGGCUUGGCUUUUUGGAAGGCAGAAGCCAUAGCUGCACAGUGUCCCCACCGAAUUGGAAUUAUGUGUUUAGGGCUCAAUGAUGCUUUGUCCCAUGUUUCCUGGCCUCCUGAUUGUUGCUUUUCUACUUUAAAGGGAACAAUUUCCUCUUGUUUUACUCCUCUGAGUGUGCUGCUUUGUUCGUGUAUGUGCAGUGUCUGCCAUACACCUGGGGAUAACCUCAGCAGUACUGUAUGUGGAAGAGGUUACAGACUAGGAAAAACAAGUCAUUUCCAUAGAGCUGGAAUAAUGGUAUUGUCUAUGUAUGCUGGCAUAGCAGCUUUUCCAAGUGGUGUGUUUCUGUUGAAUAAAUGUAUUUGAGAUUAUUCUUUCCCUAAUGUGAAGGCUUCACUUUUUUUCAUAAUUUUAUGUUCCUCUUUUGUCAUUUCUUUAAUUGGAUGUCUGGUGCUUUUUGCUCUCCAUAGCUGUUACAGUAUUGAACAAAGUACAUGGAUGAGAAAUAUUGAAGCAGGAUGUUUUGUAUCUCUUGUCUGCCCUGUACUCCCACCUUUAAUGCUGCAUUACUGUUCCUUAUUGCCUUUUUUUGUAUGAUAUUUCACAGCAGUCUUGAGUUCACAUGUUGGUCUUAAUAGUGCACCUAGUCUUUUUUCUCUUUUUCUGUUUAAUUUUUUGUACCUGUUAAGGAUCAGUUUUUAGCAUGAUUUAUUUCCUAUAAAACCAUGCUUCUCAGGAAGCUUUUUCCUGAUGGCCUGCAGCAGAUCAGUGCUUUCUGCAUCACCAUUGCACAGUGACUUGACCUGUAAGUAGAGUGUGGAGAGAGGCUCCAGAAUAAAGCAUUUAAAACUGGU